Molecule: messenger RNA, 1356 nt
Organism: Radiomyces spectabilis
Lineage: Eukaryota; Fungi; Mucoromycota; Mucoromycetes; Mucorales; Radiomycetaceae
Exons: 4
Coding region: 1-1356 (451 amino acids)
Molecular function (GO): protein binding
Source: RefSeq, a predicted model, not a curated record
AUGGUUUUUUUUUUACCUUAUUUUUGGAUCACUGUAGCGUCCUUUCAUCAGAUCAACGGUGGUACACACCCUCACCCCGGUGCCACUUCAUCGCACGGUUCAGACAAAUCUCGUUCAAGUCACAGUGCAGCAUCUCCGGCUGUCAAACACACAGGUCACGGAUUGCGGAAAGCAGUUUCGUCCAGUAACUUGCCACAACACAGAGUCAAACGAUCCUUGCAUACUUCCGAUUACUUGGCGGCAGCCAUUGAGCUUAAUUCUAGCCCCAAUGUCGCUCCAGCUCCGGCAGCAGGCAUGUAUUGGUCGCGUGCUAUCACCUAUGGUCGAGGCCCAUCACGUCCUUUAAGAGCACACACGGCCAAUCUGAUCGGGGAACAGCUGUAUGUAUUUGGAGGCUGUGAUAUCAAGUCGUGUUUUAAUUCGCUGUACAUUUUGGAUAUGGACACACUCACAUGGUCGAAACCUCGUGUAUCGGGACAGAUCCCACCUCCAUGUCGUGCGCAUUCCUGUACCGUUGUCGAUAAGGACUUAGCGUCUGGAAAACGAUCCACCCAUCUUUACGUGUUCGGCGGUGGCGAUGGACCCAAUUACUUUAACGAUCUGUAUAUUCUGAACAUCGGUAUGUAUGAGACCACAAAACCAUUGUCAGUAGCUGAGGCAUUUGAAACCGUAUUCAUAUCUCACUACUCCACAAUCUCGGUAGAUACCUUGACUUGGUCAAAACCUCCCAUGGAAGGCACUAUACCCUCGCCGAGAAGAGCCCAUGCGACGUGUUUAUGGAAUGAUAAAAUCAUCGUUGUAGGUGGAGGUGACGGUGCAAGGGCGUUGGCUGAUGUCCACGCUCUGGACAUCUCCGAUCCAGCCCAUCUGCGCUGGACGCAGCUCAAACCAUCCGGGACUCCACCCAUUGCGAGAGGAUACCACACAAGCAAUCUUGUGAAAGAUAAAUUGAUCGUCUACGGCGGCAGUGAUGGUCACGAAUGUUUUAGUGACGUUCACAUUCUGGAUCUAGUUGACAACCGGUGGAUUCAUGUGGACAUUGAUCGUGCUGUGCCACGAUUGGCUCACACCGCUACUCAGGUUGGAUCUUAUAUUUUCGUCAUUGGAGGACAUGACGGAAGCCGGUAUUCCAAUGACGUUUUGUUGCUAAAUCUUGUGACUAUGAGCUGGGAAUCUCGAAAGAUCUAUGGAGGCGCACCCACACCGCGCGGUUACCAUACCACUGUAUUGCAUGAUUGUCGUCUCUAUCUCUUGGGUGGAUUUGACGGUAGAAACGUAUUUGAAGACGUCUAUGUACUCGAAUUGAGUGCAUGCGCUUACUUGCCUCAAAUCACCAACUUUGAAGUGGAUGCAUGA